This is a messenger RNA of Procambarus clarkii (red swamp crayfish), 1826 nucleotides long. RefSeq names its product mitochondrial ribosomal protein L9 (gene mRpL9). Gene Ontology annotation, cellular component: mitochondrion; ribosome. Lineage: Eukaryota; Metazoa; Arthropoda; Malacostraca; Decapoda; Cambaridae. The record is from RefSeq and is a predicted model, not a curated record. Gene Ontology annotation, biological process: translation. Gene Ontology annotation, molecular function: structural constituent of ribosome.
UUGUGUGUGAGGCGGAUGGUACAUCUUAGACGGGUCCCGCACCACCCGGCACCCCUUCUGUCUACUGUCCCGUCACUGUCCACUACUCCACUUGCCUGUAUUUUUCACCUGCCAGUACUGUCCAUUAACCAAUGUUGUCAGAACUGUCCACCAGCCAAUACUGUCCAUCUGCCGGGUUGUCGGAACUGUCCACCAGCCAAUACUGUCCAUCUGCAGGGUUGUCUACCUGUCACUAGACUACUGUCCACCAGCCUGCCAAGUAUUGUGAAGGAGAAGCAAACAUUUGGUCUUGCUGCAGUGCUUGUUAUAUAAAGCAGACACGAUGCUUCAUUCUGUGGUGCAAAGUCUGGCAGGUUUCCACCUCAGCCAGCCAGGUUUGGGAGUAGCUGCAAGAGCAUUGAUUACCAAGGAUAUCAAGGCCAAGGCUUGUACUGGCCCCCUUCUUCAGCAAGUUCGAACAACAUUCAUAUUAAAGCGUAGAACAAAAGUUGAAUUGGCCAAAGCUCAUAAGGGACUUACCAGCAGAAGACUGAAGGCACGCCAUUUUGUGUAUGACUUGGUUGAAGCCACAAAUAGCAGGAAACAAGACCCAGUCAAAGUAAUUCUCAUGGACUCUGUAGAUGGUUUGGGUUCUAAAGGACAAGUAUUGGAAGUGAGACCCAACAAGGCCCGAAACCAGUUGUUGUUGCCAGGCAUUGCAGUGUAUGCCUCGCCCGAAAAUGUAGAGAAAUAUUCUACAUUGAUGAUUGAGGCCUCUAAAGAAGAAGACCAGCCAUCAUCACAAUAUGCUCGUCAGACGGCAGAACAGUUGUCAUUGCAAGUCAUCUCGGUUAGUAUGAACUUGAAAAAUCCAUGGCAACUUGAACGAUGGCAUGUGCGAGUUGCCUUUCGUAAAGCUGGGAUUUAUUUACCAGAUGAUGCGCUUACACUCCCUUCCGAGCCCAUCAUUGGCCCAGAUCUCAGCCUGCAGGGCAAGGAAUUCGUGGUCAGAGUAAAGAUAAAUAAUAAAGAAGAAACACCAGUUCGGUGUCGAAUUAAUCACUAUGCGACUAACCCACGCGAUCGACUACCCUGGAUAUAUCACCACUGGGAGCUUCCAGCUGAGCCUAUCUUUCCAGAGGAGGCUCCUAUUCUUCAAGAGCUCACAAAGAAAUAUCCUAAGCUCCGCACUCUGGAAGAAGAAGAACUCUAAAAAUUGUUGUGUGUGCAAGUUCUUUCAUAACCAGUUGGCAAAAAAAGUCUAAAUGGAAGUAAUGCUAAAUAUUCUUUUAUUUUAUUCUAUUAGACAUUUGGUUACAGUAUUAGCACAGUUUGUAAGUGUUUUGCAAUAGUUGUGCAAAAUAUUUUCCCUAUAGUCAUCAUUAUAUUUCAAAUAUUGAGUGGUAAACAGUCACUGACAUUUUUCAUUAGAGUUGAGAAGUGCAUUGAUAAAUUGAUCUUAAGCUUAGUAAUGAUCGACUGUCUGAACGGUGGGUUACAUUCUUGUCUGUAUUUGUCAUCAUAAGCUCAGCAUGUUGACAGGUAAAAACUGUAAGUAAUUAUAAUUCAGUUUUACAUUAUAUAUUACAGUAGUAGUUUUGACAAAGGCUAACUGGAAUGCACUCGACUAAAUAUACAGACAUGACGUUUUUGUAAUAUGUCAUUGUAAAGGUAACUUUGCACACUUAACAGUGCACAACUGUAACAAAAAGAAAAACAGCAGCUCUGUUCAUAGAAUAAAAUCAUAUAAAAAUUCUUCCUGAAGGAAAUAUGCUGUACCAAUAGUGUUAAUGUUUUAAUUUACAGUAUAUGUAAUGUAAAUACUUUUUAAUAAAAUGUACUGGCAA